CCUCACAGUCUCACUCAGCCAGGGUAGUUGAGCUGAAAGGACCGCGUCCAGCACCUCUCGACACCAUGGGACUCACACACGACCCAACCUUCCAGAAACUGGAGAAAUGGUACCAUGAACAUGCUCCGCACCUCAACAUGAGGAAGAUGUUUGAGGAAGACAAGGAGAGAUUCCACAAAUUCAGCACAACACUGAAGACUGAUCAUGGAGACAUUCUAAUUGAUUACUCUAAGAAUCUCAUCACUGAGGAUGUCAUGAAGAUGUUGGUCGAACUGGGCAAGUCGAGGGGGAUUGAGGCCGCCAGGGACAAGAUGUUCCAUGGGGACAAGAUCAACUUCACUGAGGGCCGUGCCGUGCUCCACGUGGCUCUGAGGAACCGCUCCAACCAUCCCAUCAUGGUUGACGGACAUGAUGUGAUGCCUGAGGUCAACAAAGUCCUGGAGAAGAUGAAGGGCUUCUGCCACAAAGUUCGCAGUGGCGAGUGGAAGGGCUGGACUGGAAAGUCCAUCACAGACGUUGUCAAUGUCGGCAUUGGUGGAUCUGACCUAGGUCCUCUAAUGGUGACUGAGGCUCUGAAGAACUACUCCAAGGGAGGUCCCCGUGUGCAUUUUGUCUCCAACAUUGACGGCACACACAUCGCCAAAACCCUGGCUGAGCUCAAUGCUGAAACCACCCUCUUCAUCGUGGCCUCCAAGACUUUCACCACCCAAGAGACCAUCACCAACGCAGAGUCUGCCAAGGAAUGGUUCAUUGAGCACGCUAAAGAUAAAUCUGCUGUUGCCAAGCACUUCGUGGCGCUCUCCACUGCCGGCCCCUUAGUGAAGGACUUUGGCAUUGAUCCUGACAACAUGUUUGGCUUCUGGGAUUGGGUUGGUGGACGUUAUUCCUUGUGGUCUUGCAUUGGAUUGUCCAUUGCUCUGCACAUCGGCUAUGACAACUUUGAGAAGCUUCUUGAAGGGGCUCACUGGAUGGACAACCAUUUCAAAACAGCCCCUGUGGAGAAGAACGCUCCCAUGCUCCUGGCUAUGCUGGGUGUCUGGUACAUCAACUUCUUCCAGGCCGAGACCCACGCCAUGCUGCCUUAUGACCAGUACAUGCACCGCUUCGCUGCCUACUUCCAGCAGGGUGACAUGGAGUCCAAUGGAAAGUACAUCACUAUCCAUGGCAAACGUGUCAACUACCAUACCGGCCCCAUUGUAUGGGGAGAGCCUGGCACCAACGGACAGCACGCCUUCUACCAGCUCAUUCACCAAGGAACUCGCAUGGUCCCCGCUGACUUCCUCAUCCCUGCCCAGACACAACACCCCAUCAGGGAAAGUAAGCACCAUAAGAUCCUGAUGGCCAACUUCCUGGCCCAGACUGAGGCUCUGAUGAAAGGAAAGACCACAGAGGAGGCUAGGAAGGAACUGGAGGCCGGCGGCCUGACAGGAGAGGCCCUGGAAACCAUUCUGCCACACAAAGUAUUCCAAGGAAACAAGCCAACUAACUCUAUUGUCUUCAAGAAGCUGAACCCAUUCACACUGGGAGCACUUAUUGCCAUGUAUGAACACAAGAUCUUUGUCCAGGGUGUUAUGUGGGAGAUCAACAGUUUUGACCAGUGGGGAGUUGAGCUGGGUAAGGCUCUGUGUAAGAAGAUCGAGCCUGAGCUGCAUGGCUCCAACGAGGUUCACUCUCACGACUCCUCCACCAAUGGGCUCAUUAACUUUAUCAAGAAGAACCACGCCUAACCUGCCCACCACCAUCAUCCAUCCUCCCUGUCCUGUCCCCCUGCUGAUGGGGGUGUCUGGGCUGUAGUGAAGAUAGACUCGCUGAAGCAUCUGUCACCUCCACACAGAGGAGCAGAAGCACUUUCUAUGUCUGUAAUCAUCUGUCUGUGUCCUGUAUGUUUGUUGUGCCAUCGGACUGUAUUUUACGUACCGUUGUAUGUUGAUGAGUUUACCACUGUAAAGGGGAACGCUACUGUAGAGUAAGCCUGUGGAAGGGUGUGUAAACUAUAUCCCAGACUAUCCCACUCCAUUGAUGGGGAGUGUGGCUGUUAAUAAACAUCUUUACACCAA
Coregonus clupeaformis (lake whitefish) is the source of this 2057-nucleotide messenger RNA. RefSeq names its product glucose-6-phosphate isomerase. Gene Ontology annotation, biological process: glycolytic process; glucose 6-phosphate metabolic process; gluconeogenesis. The record is from RefSeq and is a predicted model, not a curated record. Gene Ontology annotation, cellular component: cytosol. Gene Ontology annotation, molecular function: carbohydrate derivative binding; glucose-6-phosphate isomerase activity; monosaccharide binding. Lineage: Eukaryota; Metazoa; Chordata; Actinopteri; Salmoniformes; Salmonidae. The transcript has 18 exons. Bases 66 to 1727 code for a protein of 553 amino acids.